UUUCAUUCUAUUCCCGACUUCAGUGUUGGUUUGUUAGGCCGACGAGCUGCAGCAGCCGCAGCCGCAGGCGCAAGCAAAAUGUCGCGUGGCCAAAGCCUUUGCCUCAAACACAUUUAACAACAGCAACAGCAACAGCAAGAAGAAGAAGAAGAAGCAGAGGCACAACUUGGGCGCUGUCAUGUCCCAUUUGCUGAGGCGCACCAAGAAAUCCUGUCUCAAGCUGCUGCGCAAAAUAUCCACAUCAAAGCAAUUGUUUGUGCAGCGCCUGGACGAGGAUGAGGACUACGAGGAGCACGAGGAGCGGCAGGAGCAGCAGCAGGAGCAGAUAAGCUGCAACUGCAGCACAAACGAUAAGCAAUAUGUGAGCCACAACAACAACAACACGAACAACAGCCCAAUACAAUCCGUCCAAGGUUGUGAAGACGUCGCCGCCGAGGAGGCGUGGUGUGUGCCGCUCGAGCGGCAGCUGCCGGUAGAGCGGACAGGAUUAGACAUACAAUUCGAUCGAGUGCCCUACAAGGAGAAUGUGCGCUAUCUGAGGCACACGCCCUCCAAUUCCAGCCUCGACCUGCAGCUGGAGCAGCAGCGGGAGCGAGAGCGGGAGCAGAGGGAGCAACUGCAGCGGGAGCGUGAGCUGGUGGCCAGCCAACCUGGCUAUAGCGUCAGCGUGGGCUCCCAGUUCGAUGGACACUAUCACAAUGUGAUCAUAAUGGAGCACCAGCCACCAAACGACGAUUAUCCGAUUGUCAAAUGGGACAUCAAUGGCAAUUCCCUGGACGAGGAGCACUUUGAUCUGCGCCAGCAUUGGGAUGCCUUCGACAGUCGCUGGCGGCAGCUGCAGUCGGCGCCGAGUGGCAAGCGUCUGGGCAGCGGCCAUUCCCAGAGAUCCAGUCAUCAUUCCAGCGCCUGCACCCUGGAGACCUGGAUAGACGACGCCGAGCUGGGCACCUGCGAUGACGCCCAAAAUUUGCUGCAAACCAACAAGAAGAAGAACACGAACAACAACAACAACUUGAACCAAUGCCUUAAGAGUUUCUGAUGAGAAUGCCCGAUGCCUGAUGCCUGAUGGAAGUGACGGUGCAGCUAAAUAAUCCAAUUGGAUAUUUCCUAACGGAUUUUAGCCUGCACUUGUGCUCUAGAGUUCUAAGAGAGUUUCCAUUUUUUGAGAAUUAUACGCUCUAUUUUGAAUCGAUAUAACAAUA
Molecule: messenger RNA, 1202 nt
Organism: Drosophila montana
Lineage: Eukaryota; Metazoa; Arthropoda; Insecta; Diptera; Drosophilidae
Exons: 2
Coding region: 179-1039 (286 amino acids)
Source: RefSeq, a predicted model, not a curated record